Messenger RNA from Antechinus flavipes (yellow-footed antechinus), 5473 nucleotides. RefSeq names its product inositol-tetrakisphosphate 1-kinase (gene ITPK1). Gene Ontology annotation, cellular component: cytoplasm. Gene Ontology annotation, molecular function: magnesium ion binding; inositol-1,3,4-trisphosphate 5-kinase activity; inositol-3,4,5,6-tetrakisphosphate 1-kinase activity. The transcript is spliced from 11 exons. Bases 277 to 1182 code for a protein of 301 amino acids. The record is from RefSeq and is a predicted model, not a curated record. Gene Ontology annotation, biological process: inositol trisphosphate metabolic process. Lineage: Eukaryota; Metazoa; Chordata; Mammalia; Dasyuromorphia; Dasyuridae.
CUGCCCUGGGGGUGGUGUUCUGCAAGCUGAGCCGAAAGCUUCUGGCUUGCGCGGCCGGGGCUGUUUCUCUUGCUCUUUACUUGUAGGUCUUUGGGAAGUAUUCUUUUUUUUCUGAGUCUCGGUUCUUCUUUUGUGAGUGGAGAUCGUGGCUGUGUGAAUCUUGGGGACACAGUCUUGCCGAUAGUGGCUGUGUGAAUCUUGGGGAUAUAGUCUUGUCCGCUUUGGCACGGUACCCCAUACCCACCUCCUCUGCAGUACCCCCAUCGAAGGACGAAGAUGCAGACCUUUUUGAAGGGGAAAAGAGUUGGUUACUGGCUGAGUGAGAAGAAGAUCAAGAAGCUCAAUUUCCAGGCCUUUGCCGACCUGUGCAGGAAAAGGGGCAUAGAAGUCGUGCAGCUCAACCUUAGCAGACCAAUUGAGGAGCAGGGCCCACUGGAUGUGAUCAUACACAAACUGACUGAUGUCAUCCUGGAAGCUGAUCAGAAUGACAGCCAAUCCUUGGAGUUGGUUCAGAGAUUCCAGGAAUAUAUUGAUGCUCACCCGGAGACCAUUAUCUUGGACCCCCUCCCUGCCAUUAGGACCCUUCUAGAUCGAUCCAAGUCUUAUGAACUUAUUCGAAAGAUUGAAGCCUACAUGAAAGAUGAAAGGAUCUGUUCCCCACCCUUCAUGGAGCUCACUAGCUUAUGUGGAGAAGAUACCAUGCAGCUUCUGGAGAAGAAUGGACUGGCUUUCCCAUUUAUUUGCAAAACCAGAGUGGCCCAUGGAACCAACUCUCAUGAGAUGGCCAUCAUCUUCAACCAGGAAGGCCUCAGUGCCAUCAAGCCUCCUUGUGUGAUUCAGAACUUCAUCAAUCACAAUGCUGUCCUAUACAAAGUGUUUGUGGUGGGCGAGUCCUACACUGUGGUACAGAGACCUUCUUUGAAGAACUUUUCUGCGGGAAUGUCAGACAGAGAAUCAAUAUUCUUUAACAGCCACAAUGUGUCAAAACCAGAGUCCUCAUCCGUCCUGACAGCACUGGACAAAAUAGAAGGUGUGUUUGAGAAGCCCUCGGAUGAGGUCAUCAGGGAGAUUUCCAAGGCUCUUCGGCAAGCACUUGGUGUAUCACUAUUUGGGAUCGACAUCAUUAUCAACAACCAGACUGGACAGCAUGCAGUCAUUGAUGUCAAUGCAUUCCCAGGUUAAAGAAGGAACUCUGGGAGGAUCCUACUCAUGAACAACUCUGGUUCAUCUUGUAAUUCUUAUGCUUCUUAUACCCCACAUUCAGGCACCAUAUAUUGGAAUACAUGGGAGCCACCUGACAGUGGCUGCUGGAAAUCCAACCCAGACCUGCAGAAUAGAUCUCCUCGUGUGAGAGGAUGCUACAAGGAGACUGAGAGACAGUUGCUGUUCUCUGACCUCUCUGACUGAGAGGCUGUUGCAUUGUCUGACCUCUCUCUUCUUCCUUCUGCCUCCAAUUUAUCUCAUUCCCAGUCUGCAACACCUAUAUCAGCAAAGGCUGCUCUGCAGCUCCUUCAGAUAUUAUGAUUCACAGCUGUGGAGGCUCUUGGAGAACUGUCCCUUAACAACAACCAAGAAUCAACUACCCAGCAAAAUUAAAUAUUAUAUUUUAGGGGGAAAAAAUGAACAUCAAUAAAAUAAGAUUUUCAAUCAUUUCUGAUGAAAAGCUGUUUUGAUGAACAGCUCUCCAAGUACAAAACUCAAGAGAAGUAUAAAAAGAUAAACAGAAUUAAAAAAAAAAAAACCUUAUGGUUUUAUUCCCCAUCCCCCCAUCCCCAGGCAACUGGGGUGACUUGCCUAAGCACAUAGCUAGGAAGUGUUAAAUGUCUGAGACCAGAUUUGAACUCAGAUCUCCCAAAAAAGAAAUUAGGAGUAGAAAAGGGAUUAUACUGGAAGAAUAGGAAAGGAGAGGCAAAAAAAAUUAUUACAUGAAAAGAUAUUAAAUCAUUAAAGUUGAAGGAAAGAAGGGAGGGGAGUGAGCAUUGCUUGAACUUUAAUCUUAUCAGAUUUGGUUCAAAGAGGGAAUAGCCUAUAUAUUUAGUUUGCUAUAGAAAAAGGUAUAAAAUUUUAGUUUUAUACAUUAGAUAAAAUUGGUUUUCUCUGCAUUAUGCUUUGUAUUUUUUCUGUUUAGUACACUAAUCAAGUGUAGUUCAGUGUAUUUUUGCUAAGACACUGAAGUAUACUUUUUAGGUCUGUGACAUUGUGGUCAAUAUGGUAGACUAGUCCUCUUGGCAUUCAGGCAACUGAUCUUAAAAGCUGGAAGCUUAUUUGUUUAUACUUGAGCCACAAAGGGACACAGACUAAUAGCUGAAAAAGUCACCUCAUCCCUGAAAUCAUGUAGUGUUGAUUUGUAUAUUUGCAUGCACUACACCACAUCCUUGUACUGAAACUUAAAAAAAAUUAGCAAAUUUUUUUUAAAUUUAAAUUUGCAGAGGACUCAAAGCUGAGAGGAAUAACUAACAUGUUACAUGUCAAAAUCAGGAUACAAAAGAGGUCCCAACAGCCUAGAAUAUUGACUUACAUUAAAUGUUCUAUUUAGUAGAGAUAAAUGUAAAGUCUUACAUUUGGUUGCAAAAAUUCAAUUUUAUAAGUGCAGAAAGAGGAAAUAUGGCUAGAUAACAAGUUUUCUGAACAAAAUAAGAGGGAAGGAGAUAAGGUACAUGCUUAUUAUUAAUCAGUAGUGUGGUAUAGAGGGCCAAAAAAGCCAACUUUAGACGACAGUAAGGGAAUAAAAGUGUCCAGAAAAAAGAUUAUAAAUGUCCUGCAAAUACUACCCAAAGCAGUUAAAAUCUUCCAGCUCCAUAAUUCAUUGCUACUCAAUCUAGAUUUAUAGAUUAGAUUAAAGAUAAAGUCAAAAUGUGUUCAUGAUUUAGACAUAAAAGGCGAUACUAUAAGCAAAUUAGAAUAAUGAGGGAUAGUCUACCUCUCAGAUAUGUGGAGAAAGAAGCAAUUUAUGGGCAAAGAAGAGUGAGAGAACAUUAUGGAAUGCAAAAAUGGAUAAUUUUGAUUAUAUUAAAUUGAAAAGUUUUUGUACAAAUAAAACCAAUGCAGCCAAGAUAAGAAGAGAAGCAAAAGUGGGAAAAUUCAUUUUAAGUUCAAGGAUACUGAUAAAAUCCUUAUUUCUAAAAUAUAUAGAGAAUUGACUCAAAUUUAUUCAUUUAUUUGUUUGUUUGUUUGUUUGUUUAUUUAUUUAUUUUUAAAGAGAAUAUUUAAUAAUUUAUUUGAAAGGGAAAGAUUUACUGGAACCAAAUGGAUCCAUGGUUUGGUCCCAGGGCUGAAUGAGACUAUCGUCGCCAAGAAUCCAGUGCGAGUUCUCAAUGACCUAUAUAAAUGUGGCUCAGACUGGAUAUACUGAGGCAGGGGUAGAGUCAGAAUACUGAGAGUGGAAACGGAGGGUGGGGUGAGCAGGCGAUGACAAAAUAGGGGGAGGCACCCGGGACAAGGGGAGAGGCAUUUUGAUAAGACAGUAUCUGACAUUCCGAUAGUUUGGGAUGGGGAGAGGCAUUCUGAUAUUCUAAAACAUAAGAUCUUUUACCCUUAUCAAAUAUUCUGAUAAAGAGGGAGGCGAGGUUUUGCAGAACUGAGCUUUGAGAAGCAGGGAAACUGAAUCACUGUGACAUAAUACUAUGAACUUACCUACUUUUUGUAAUGUUUAGGUGAGAUAAUGAAUUUUAUAUUUUAAAUGCAAAUUCUUUCUUUUCUCCCCAUUCAAAUUCUAGGGGCAAGUUUUCCCCUCCACAUAUAUAUAAUGAGGAUUCCACCUUUUAUACUGGUACAAAUCCUUUGACCAGUGAGCUCAAGAGACACCCAGGAUAAAUCUUGAAAUCAUAGCAUCAUAGAUUUAGAGUUGAACUCUACAGCUAGUAAAGCUGUGUAGAAUUUGAACUCAUCGUCUAGACUCUUGAGUCCAAGGCCUUGUCUACUACCCCAAAGUGGGGUGGAUUUGUAGUGGCUUCUGAAGGACUGGUGCUUCAAUAGAUGGCAGGUAGAACAUGGGGGUGUGUGAGUCAGAAACCAUUAAUAAAACAACUGGAUAGAUCUCUAGAAGCAAAGCAAAGUCUACCAUACGUUCUCGAGAACUUGUGACCGACUUAUCGAGCAGUCCAUCGAAGGGAGGAAGCACCGUAGGGGGCAGGGUCGACACCUUUAAUGCCUAAUGCAAAUUCCCCUCCCACCACUGACCCUCAUCCUUAUUCGCUGAGGAUCUUACAUUCUAAACGCGAGAACUAUUCAAGAAAUUGAACUUGACCAAUAAGUACAUAGAUGCCCAUAUUUGGCUGAAAUAGGGAGGAUAACAAGAAGGGGACUUAAGUAUGCCCUUAGGGGGAUAACAGGGAGGGGAUAGCAGGGAGAAGAGAAGACUUUAAGUAAGUCCUUAAGAUAGCAGGGAGGAGACUUUAAGUAUGCCCUUGACUUCAUACUUAAAGUCCUUCAGGCCUACUCAAACUUCGAAAUAGAUGAAGCCUUACUCGAUUUUCACAACUGUCUUGAGAGAUCUCACUUUAUCUCGUUCAGUCCCCCCUCUUAUUUAUACACUGAGAUCUCUUCAACAUCUUAAUACAACAAAAUAUAUAAAUUUAGUUUCACACAAACUUCCCCUUCCUCAGCUAACAAAUAAUCCAGCACAAGGCUGUUGUAAAACAGCCUCUCUUGUUUGAGUAGCUUGGUCAGCCAAAAGAUCUAGUGCUUCAGCUGACUCAAAUUUAUAAGAAUAGAAACCAUUCUCCAAUUGAUAAAAAGUGAAAGAAUAUGAAUAGACAAUUUUCAGAUGAAAAAAAUUAAAGACAUUUCUAGUCAUAUGAAAAAAUGCACUAAAUUAUUAUUGAUUAAAGAAAUGUAAAUUAAGACAAUACUGGAGAUACCAGUACAUACCUCUCAGAUAGGCUAAGAUGACAGGAAAAGGUAAUAAUAUGAAAACUAUAUUUUUCCUAUUACACUGUUGGUGGAGUUGUGAAUUGAUUCAACCAUUCUGGAGAGCAAUUUGGAACUAUACCCAAAGGGCUAUCAAACUGCAUACCCUUUGAUCCAGCAGUGUCUCUCCUGGGCUUUAUCAGAAGGAGAUCAUAAAGGAGAGAAAGGGACCCAUAUGUGAAAAAACGUUUGUGGCAGCCCUUUUUGUAGUGUCAAGAAACUGGAAACUGAAUGGAUGCCCAUCAAUUGGGAAAUGGCUGAAUAAAUUAUGGUAUAUGAAUGUAAAGGGAUAUUAUUAUUCUAUAAGAAACAAUUAGGAGGAUGAUUUCAAAGAGGCCUGGAGAGACUUACAUGAAAUGAUGCUGAGUGAAGUGAGUAGAACUAAGAGAACAUUGUAUGCAGCAACAAGAUUAAAUGAUGAUCAACUGUGAAGUGACUUGGCUCUUUUCAACAAUGAGGUGAUGCAGUCCAAUUCCAUUAGACUUGUGAUAGAGAAAGCUGUCUGCAUCCAGAGAGAGGACUUCGGGGGACUGAAUAUGGAUCACAAUAAAGGAUUUUCACUUUC